AUGUUUUUCGGGAAAAAUCGACAAGAAAAAAAGGAAAAUUCCCUUCUAAAUCUUUUAUGUUUGGGGAAGACGAGGGUUUUGUGUAGAUUAUCUUGGAAGACGAGAAGCAUGAAAAACCAUCGUAAUGUGAACGAAAGAAAAGAAAUUAAAAGAGCUGAUGAAAACAAUUUUCUCAUAAAUCCUCCAAAUACGCUUGAAUCAAUUCAUGACGAAUUUCCCAACUCCACCUUAAAAUCGAUUUACUUAACUUUACCACUUUCAAUACCAAAGCUCCCCUAA
This is a messenger RNA of Clunio marinus, 279 nucleotides long. NCBI's taxonomy places the organism in Eukaryota, Metazoa, Arthropoda, Insecta, Diptera, Chironomidae. The record is from the annotation of a GenBank genome assembly.